Molecule: messenger RNA, 1425 nt
Organism: Desarmillaria tabescens
Lineage: Eukaryota; Fungi; Basidiomycota; Agaricomycetes; Agaricales; Physalacriaceae
Exons: 2
Coding region: 1-1425 (474 amino acids)
Source: RefSeq, a predicted model, not a curated record
AUGUACGGCCACUCUGAAAAAGGAUCUGAGCGCGCGACUGGACGCAUUCCACACCGUAGAUGGACGUUCACAGCUUCCACAGGAGAACAUGUCAAUUUAUGUGCACCAGCAGGGAAGCUGCAUGUAUCUGUACAUCAAAGAUUACAUGUGCCUCAUCUCCUACCCUCAACACCGCCACCCGCAUCGCCACACAGACUGCGUCACUCUUGGACCCAGGCAGGCAACAUCACCGUCGAUCAGUGGACCGGGUUGCUAUCUUCUACUGCCCCUGUUAUCGCGGACAACAAACGACCUUUACUUCCGUGCGUUGAGGAAGACGAUCCCGCGGUAACAGAUUUGAAUCUGUCUCCGUUACCCACUUUGAAUCGGCCAUCUGAUCAGCUACAUGCUCUCAUCAACCCCAGUACGGUAUGCAAUGAGACCGUUGCUAGUGAAUGUCCUCAGGUUGCCACAGUGACGGCUUCGUCUUACCACAAGAAGGUGAGGGACGAUACCCUCGCCAAACUAACUGGCCGCAGCACCAACCGGCUGAGGGUCGAGAAGGGGACGCCGACUCCACCGGACUUGGAAUGUGCACUGUCGGUCAACGACGUUAAUCAUCGGAACACUGAUAAAGUUGCCAUGAACGCUAUGACCGUCAAACCAUCUACGAUAUCUUCACGUCCUUCCACUGCUCCCCAUUCAGGCCAUUCCCAUCACGAUGCCCUUGUCCAAGAAUUCUCAGCAGGACAGAGAGCUCUUCGGAGGAAGCAACCAAUGGGAAAACUUCGCAUGUCAGCGCCAGCCUCGCCCGCUCCAACCCGUCCGGCUUCUGCAGAAGGGCGAACCUCACGGAGACCAGCAUCACAACCCCCUCAAUCGUCUCAUGACUCUCUUACAUCCAGCAUUUCGCUGUCUAUACCCAUCACAAAACUGCAAGGCCCUCGCCGUUCCAAUUCGCAGUCCCACAAUAUACCCCGCUUGGGCCACCCCCAUAGGCCAUAUUAUUCUUCAGUCAUUCGCAAAGACAUGUCCCGUCCUACCUCUCCCCAACCCGAGUGCAAGCCCAGCGAAAGCCGACCAACGUCUCCCAUGUCAUUACGGCCCUCAUCUCCUGGGCACGGCAUGGCCUUCUCAGGACGGACCUCCAGCCUGGGCCACGACUUCGACCUCCCCACGCCACCAGAUCUCGAUUAUUCUAGCACCUUCCCUUCUGCAUCAACGGCAUAUUCUCCGGGAGAGUUCGGGUACAUUCCACCUGUCGACAAGCUCAACAAUAUGGGCUUCUCGAUGAGCGGAGAGGCGGAGUUGAGGAUGGCGCUAGCGAGCGGAGACGACGCAGGCUCCUUUAGAUUCAAAGAUAUGAGCCCCAAACCACGUUUGGGAGUUCGUUCACAGGUCAAAAAAUUUGGGAAAGGACUGAAGAAUCGGCUGUUCGGCAAAUGA